GCCAACGGUGGCAAGCAGCCGAGCGGUGGUGUGUGUCAGCAGGGCUGCCGCGCGCGUUCACACCCAGUCCAAGAGUCGACCGCGAGGGGCAGUUUUUCCGCGGUUUCCCCGGAGAGUCGCGGGCCUCGGCUACGACGUAUUCGCGUCCGAAAAAACGCGCGCCCGAGUCUCGGUCGUCGUCGUCGUCGUCGUCGUCGUCGUCGUCGCCACCACCACCUUCCUCCCUCUCGUCCCCUGCACUCUCAGUUAGUCGACUCGCGCUAUUCGGCCGGGGAUUGCGCCGCUCCCCAAGGUGCAUCGUGUCGCGGCCCGAUUAAGGGUGGGUGGUUGCGUGCCGUUGUCGCGGUAGAAGGCGGAGGCAGAGUGAUCGAAGACCAGGACGUUUGAACAGCAUCAGCGGCGGUGAAAGUGAUAGCUUCGGAGUCGCCAUCGGUGCUGGUCCUGUCAACGUUCGUGGAAGCAGCACGAGGAGGAUCGUCGAUCAUCUCCGACCUUCGACUUCCACAUUUUUUCCCGCGGAAAGGAGAGCGAAAAGUGUCAGCAUGUCGGUGCAUCAGGUUCGGUCCUCGUGAAGAGAGAAAAAGCGGCACGAGGGACGUGCAGCUGUCACUUCCGCCUCGCGUCAGAAGGGAUCAUACACGAUCAACUUGAAGAAGCAUAAGCUCAAGACUCACCGUAUCGGAGUAACCGCACGUAAACAUCGCCGUGUCUUCCUGAAGAGCGGCCGCAAAUUGCGUAUAAAAUGAUCCCCGUCUUGGAGUCUCGCGGCAAGUCGGAGACGUCGUCCAGGACUCUCGGUCUCGCGUGGUAGCGCUAACCCGCCCGACAGGAUCCAAGAAGGAGCGACAGCGUCAACGUGAAAGGAGCAGCUGGUCGACGCGGAGCCGAUGCGGAAGGACGACGGCGGCAGCAACAGGAACAACAAUAACAACAACAACAACAACAACGACGACGACGACGAGGACGACGGGACGAUGGCCGGUGGUGAUGCGUGGACGAGAGAAGCGGAGCCAGUCGAAGCGGUGAUCAAUAAUAAGACGCUCCGGCUCGCCGCGAGAUUGUGAACCGGCGAUCGCUGACACUUGACAAUCCUGGCUCGCGCGACACGUCUCCGGAAGGAUGUAGGGGAGGGGCCCGCGCAAUCGGGGCCCUCGUCGUUUCAUCCCCCAUGCACCCCCUCGCGACGACGAUGGACCCUCUCGCGAGGACAACGAUCUGAGGGCGAGUGCGCGAAAAGGAAAGAAAAAGGGAUUCAGAGAGAGAGACAAGACGAGAGUUUAUUACGAAAUAAUAAUAAAGUCGCGACACCCCCGGUUGGGUGAAGUGUCCCGUGAGGGUGAAAAGGAGAAAGCGCGAAUAUAAGGAGGAAAAUAAUGAUGUGUUCCUUGGUCCAUCUCUCUCUCUCUCUCUUUUAGGCGGCACCUCGUUCAUAUAUCGAGGGUGCAUCUUUAUAGUUUUCUCGUCGUCGUAUAUAUAUAUAUAGUAGAGCAUUUUUUCUUAUAUACCACUCUCGUGCGUGUGAAAGCAUAGAUGCCUUAGUGUCCGUUUAGAGUCUCGAGGUUUUUCCGAUCGCGAGUUUCUUAUACAAGCACUUAUAUCGAGGAGUACGCAAAUCGAGGAACCACCGAUCUGGGGGUGAAAAAAAUCGCGAAAAAUCGGGAGAGAGUUAUAAGUGCCGCGAAAAAUAUAAUCGUUGUUAGAAGAGCCGGCCAAGUUAGAGAGAGAGAGAGAAGUAGGUCACGAGGUCGAUACCAAAAUGAAGUGAGGAUGCGAAGAGGAAACACGGGAAAAUGGCAUGUGCUAACGACGUUAAUAACGGCGGGCUGAUUUUUCGGGGCGGACCCGAACCGGUGUAGAUAGACAGAGAGAGAGAGAGAGAGAGAGAGAAGAGAGAGAGAGAGAAAGAGUGUCUGUGGGGUGUGUGUGUGCGCGCAAAGUAUAAUUAGUGAUUUGCACCCCGUCGUGCACGGCGCGCGCGCGCGCGCGCGCGUGCGAGCGUACGUCAUCUCGCGUGGAGUGUCGCGCGCUCGCGAUAGAUAGAGAGAGGUAAUCUAAUAGCGGACUUACCCCAUCCCCUACACCACUGCGCUCUGCACGGAGGAUAAUUACUACGCGAAAAUGGUCGAUCUAGGGGGAUACAUUAUUAUAUUGACCAACGACGACGGGAAGAUCAAGCUGUACGGCUCGCCGGCGGACAGUGCGGAUACUUUAGAAGUGGGCGAUGAGAUUUUGGAAGUGAACGGUCGCACCUUAGAAAAUGCAACUCAUAAUGAAGUCAUCCAAUAUAUACAUCAGUGCAUCAAGUCUCGAACGAUAUGUCUGCGUGUUCGGAGAAGAAGCGGCAACAAAAUGGAAGAGCUGGACGGGCCAAACGCUGGGCGGAUACGAGACGCCUGGGUUAUCGCCGUCGAAAGGAGCGCGCGAGAGAGGCUGCAGAAACUGACGGCGCUGAAGAAGAUCCAGCCUCGCGAUAUCCAGGCGAUUUUACAUCAGCAGAUAAAUGACGCGGUAGCGUCCACGAGCGAGGAUUCCGCUGCGAAAGACGUGUCGAAUGGUCAAAUUACGGUCACUUUGGCAGACAAGGAAUUGGGCACGAAUGCAUUCUCCACGAAGCUUAGCAACGGUACGAUUCCCAAGGGAUUAGCGAGAGAGGCUGACAUUCGAGUGGAACACGUCUCGCAGGAACGAAAGGACGCUUUGGAAAAGCAGCAUAGCUACGAAGAGGCGAAUCUCUUGCAACCGGUGCAGGGCGGAAGGAUCGGCGAACGUCGCUCGAGCAGCCCUUUCCAAAAUGGUCGGACAGAAGUGCUGAUCGGCGAACCGGAGGGCGGCCCGAGGUCGCCGCGAGGAUCGACGUCUUCGGCGGUGAACGACGGCAAUUUCCUGAAUCCACCGGACGAGCGAGACGAACCAAUUUGCAGGUCCCGAAGGCGUAGCGGAAGUGGCGUGACGGACAUACACUCUCAGCAACAGCAACAGCUGCAAGAGAACAACAACAGCUCGCGCGACGCGAAGAAGCCGCAGGAGGGACUGGGGCCCGAUGAGAUGUGGGCCCCUGGCGCCCUGGGACAUCAUCGGGAGCUACCUGUUGAUGUGCCCGACACCCUCUUACAGAAGGCCUAUCCCAACAAGGUAAAGAUUUGCUCUUCCGAUUAUAGGAACGGGCUGCAGCAUCGUCCCCGUAGCGCUAGCGACCUCGACCUAUCCCUAAACCUUAAAAACGAGACCCUUAAGACGCGCACCACACCCGCGGACGGACGCCCCGGACACGAACUGUCAAACGACGACGUCGACGCGGCCUCACGGUCGAUCAACGGUCUUCGGUCGAUGCUGAAGAUCGAGAUGAACAUCGAGGACGAGAGGACGAAGAAGAUAAUCGAGGACACCAGGAAGGAGAUAUCGCCUGGUAUCGGCGAGUACCGGGACAGUCCGCUCUUGAUGAGCACCCUGAGGGCUCUCGGGGAUUACGAGAACGUUCACGAGGACGUGAACGGGCAGAAGGAGUCCGGCGUCGACGUCGAGGACGACUAUCCAUUUGCCAAAGAGGACUAUCCGACCAUGUUGAAACCCUGCAGCGACGAUUCCGCGAGUCCCAGAAGCUCCUCGGGUAGAUCCGACAGCACCGCGCCUUUAAACACCAGUUUGAGGUGCGAGCCCGAGCCUAAUAAGAAUAAGGAUAAACCCAAGGACGUGCGACACACGUCUUACGACGUACGUAGGAUAGACCUCGGCUCUCCGUGCAGGUCGGUGAUGCCCGACAUCAAGAUACCACCGCUCUUCGGCCGAUCUCGGGACGCGACGUCCUUCGACAAUCCGGCUUACGGGCUGACGGAUCUGCAGGAUCUUCAGGGUCUCCUGCGAUCCGACGAGAUCUCCGACGUGACCAGACUAAUAGACGAUCAAUGCUCGGCCGUCCCGAGGAUCCCGAUGGAUCAGGACAAGGCGUUAUCCUCCGUCGUCGAUCCUGCCGAGGAUCAUCAGUCGGAAUCCUCUCGAAGCACGAUGGAGAUGACCCCUAAAUCCGGUACCAAGAAUACGAAACGUAGCGCGAACGUGGAAAGCGAGCGGGCGAAGCCGAAGACGAGUCGUCGUCUUCUACGUAGCCUCGACAUCGACGAGUUGGUCCGGACGGGCUCGACCGACGAUCUCCUCGGCAUUGAGCUGACCCACUUCACAUCCUCCUCCUCGUGCGCCUCGACGACCCGGCCCAAGAAGAAGCACCGGCAUCAGCAGAUCUCCAGCGGCUACUCCACUCUGAGGAGCGAAGCGUCUGGCGAUCUCGAACGCGGAAGUGACGUCGAUCGCAGCUUCCUCGUGGUCUCGAACAACAAGUCCUACCGCGAGGUCGCCGUGGACUGUCCCCCGGAUUUUGUGCCGGUUACUAAGCGCCAUCCGGUAUACCCGCCGCCGAAUAAGACCGCCACACCCAGCGGCAACAGCAAGCACAACACCCUCGAGCCGAGACGCGAUCGCACCCUCGCGACCCCCACGACGAUGACGUCAACGACCACGACGACCACCACCAUCACAACCCCCUGUCCACCCCCGAAUGACACUGCUAGUCGUUACACGACGCUGUCUAGCAGCGCUAGGGAGAUAGCCGUAGUCGCGUCCGUAGACCGUAAGCACGACGCCAGAAAGGCCGGUCUUAACGGGGUCAAGCCUGCCAUCCCGCCUCGCGAUCAGAAGAGAGCGCCCGCCAGACCGCCGAAGGAUAAUCUACGUCUCUCUACGCAGAACAAUAAUGUCGAAACGAGCGAUAACGCCAAUACAACCGAGCCGACGCAGCAGCAGCUUCACUCCAUCAGGAAAUAUCAGGAACAGUUACGGAAACGGAAGGAUGAGGAGGAAAGGCAGGAGAUGCUCAGCCAUUCUCUCCGUGGAUCCAAAAAGCUCCAAGCCUUGGAGAGCCACGCGACGAGUCUCUCCGGCCAGGAGAAUCUUGCCUACGCACAGGACGAGGUGACCACCGUCAGCCGGAUCGCACAUGUCACUCCAAAUGCGGUGCAAGAAGUCAAGGAGCCUCCCAGAACCCUCACGUACGGCGAGGUAGUUGCUACGCUCGAGAGGCUGCAGCUCCAGCUGCAAAAUAUUUCAGGUGCUCUCGGUAUAUCGGGUGCAGGUGUCGAUACCGAACUCAAGGCAGUUCGCGCACUUUUGGUGCAAAACGAAUUUGCGUCCGCCCUGGCGACGCGUCACACUUUGAAGAGUCGGCUGAGGACGAGCAAGAUUUUCAAACAUCACGCCGAUGACGCGUCAACUUUGGCACGAGAUUGCAUGGAUGUCUUGGAGAAAUGGCAAUCGACCUCAACAGGUGUCGGCGGCGCGGAAACAAUAGCCGCCGUGGAAGAGUUAACGACCAUUCUCACGAGUUACGACAUGGAGGCUCUGCUUCUCGCGCACGACUCCAUCGUUUCGUACGUGGACGGUUUGCAAAGGAAACAGAGUCCAUCGUCAUCGCCGCCGAGCUGCCCGCCCAGCCCGACGUCCAGCUCAAGGGACUCCCGGGUGGUCGACAACAUCAAGAUCAUCCGGAUCGAGAAGACCAACGAGCCACUAGGUGCUACCGUCAGAAACGAGGGGGACGCGGUGAUCAUAGGUCGCGUUGUGCGCGGCGGCGCGGCGGACAAGUCGGGACUCCUGCACGAGGGCGACGAGGUUCUCGAGGUAAACGGCGUGGAAAUGCGCGGCAAGACCGUCAACGAGGUCUGCGAUAUCCUCGCCGGGAUGCAGGGUAGUCUCACGUUCCUGGUCCUCCCGGCACCGAUGAGCCAUAGAAAUAAUUUAAGGAGGGAAGAGACGACGCAGAUACACAUACGAGCGCACUUCGAUUACGAUCCGGAGGAAGAUCCGUACAUACCGUGUCGAGAAUUGGGCGUGAGCUUCCAAAAGGGCGACGUGCUUCACGUAAUUUCCCAAGAGGAUCCGAAUUGGUGGCAAGCAUAUCGAGAGGGCGAAGAGGAUCAGACCUUGGCCGGCUUGAUACCCAGCAGAGCGUUCCAGCAUCAACGAGAGUCCAUGAAGCAGACGAUAGCCGGCGAUAAGUCGACGGUCCGAGGCUCGAAGAAAUCCAGCACGCUUUUGUGCGCGAGAAAGAAUCCAAAGAAGAAGAAACGGAAUAAAUUUGGCUCAAACUUCAACGACGACGGGUACCCUCUUUACGCGACAACUGCCAUAGAUGAUUACGACAGCGAGGAGGUGUUGACGUACGAAGAAGUCGCCUUAUACUAUCCUCGUGCAAAUCACAAAAGGCCAAUCGUACUCAUCGGACCCCCUAAUAUAGGACGACACGAACUCAGGCAGAGAUUGAUGCAAGACAGCGAACGUUUUGCCGCAGCGAUUCCUCACACAAGUCGUCCGAAGAAGGAUUCCGAGGUCGACGGCCAGGACUACCACUUCAUUUCACGUGCUCAAUUCGAGUCCGAUAUCCUUUGUCGGAAGUUUGUCGAGCACGGCGAGUACGAGAAAGCGUAUUACGGUACGUCCGUGGAGGCCAUCAGGACAGUGGUUAAUUCCGGGAAAAUCUGUGUCUUAAACCUACACCCUCAGAGCCUCAAGAUCCUGCGAAAUUCGGAUCUGAAGCCGUACGUUGUGUUUAUCGCGCCUCCGAGUCUCGAGAAGCUGCGGCAGAAGAGGAUCAAAAAUAACGAGAGCUUCAAGGAAGAGGAACUGAAGGACAUAAUCGAGAAGGCGCGCGAGAUGGAGGAUAAAUAUGGCCACCUGUUCGACAUGCUUAUACUGAACAACGAUACCGAUCGAGCGUACAACCAAUUGCUCACGGAGAUCAACUCGCUCGAGAGGGAACCUCAGUGGGUGCCCGCGUCUUGGAUCCUUCAGUAACGUAAAGCAGUUCAAGACGAGGAUUUCUGAGAACGCGUCUCUUUCAGGAAGAGGAUCGGCGAUCGGUAGGCCAGUAUCUGCGAUUUAUCCGUUUGCGAGACAAGUGCUUUCAAGCAAAUCUUCCAAGCGAGACUUCGAGCGAGUCUGCUAGAAAGCUUCGGUGGACCGGUUCUUCUACAGGUGCCUGUUACAAUAUAGUUUUAUGUUUCUUACGCGAAUCUUUUAAAAUCUUUCCCCGAUCCCUCCGGUUAUACUGUACCGCAAGUAUUACCCGCCUGACAGAGUCUUCCGCGUGUUGUCGUACUUUGGUGCCAUGAGAUGAAGGAUCAUCGGAAGCGGUUUUCGAAUGGGAGGAAACAAAUUGGAAGAAGAGGAAGUUCUCUUUUGCAGACUUUGCGUUCGGUAUAUGAAGAACAAGAAAAAAAAGUAUAUAUCGUGUUUUAUGUACGUUCGCGAAGGCUCAGGGUCGCGACGCCUCGGAUUCGAGUAAUCGUGUAAUCAAAUCACGGACGAUUUCGUCGGCCGAUGAACUUUUAAGUUUAAGUUUCGCGCUCGAAUCUCCCGGUGCCGCGGUUCGUUGCCUACGUCUCUCUACCUACCUUAUUGACGUCUCGAGGUGUCUCGAUCCAGGCCGAGGGACGUUCCGUACGGAGUUUCCGAGGUGUAUAUUUACGGGGUUAUAUUCUCUCUCAGACUGACAAAAUAAAUAAAAAAAAAAUAAAUAAAUAAAACGAUUAAUAAAUAUUAUAGACACGCGAGUAUAUACAAAGGUAUCAUCCCGCGGUGCGUGAAAAGCACAUCUGCCGAGCGUCUCGCUCCUUCUACCGUAUAUUAGCCCGUUCUUUCGUGAAGGAAGUGUACCUGACCUGAUGUCUCUCCUGAAAAGUUGCAAAAUUUCUAACGGGGGGCUCGUGAAAACGUUGUGUAAUUUUCUAUGAUCACACGCAUACAAAAUAUAUAAUAAUACACGCACGUAUACGUUUUGAUAAAUUUUGAUAAGUGGAAGAGGAAAAACACUCGAGCUUUGAUCUUUCCAAAAAGAAAUCCCCAUUCAGCGUAGCAAAAUGCGUAUUAAUAAUAAAUGACAUUAACAUUAUUAAAUACAUAUAUAUAUAUAUAUAUUUAUAUAUGUAUAUCGCGCAAAUUCCCGCGUAGGAUUAUUUUUUCUUGCGUUGUUUCUCGCGAACGAGAUACGAUAUAUCACGCAAUUCAACUUUCAACUUCCCGCAAAAAAUUAAAAAAAAAAAAAAAAACGAUCAUAGAGAGUCGCAUAUUUUUUCACGUGACUGUUGAUUAGAAAUUUUCCGCCGAAUCCUGCUAUAUUCUAAUAUCCGCCAAAAGGAAAGCUGUGUCGUUGUAAAGAGAGAAAAAAGAGGGGAAGAAAAAAGUAAAAAAAAUAAAUAAAUAAAUAAAUAAAUAAGAAAUACGAAACGACGAUCCCACGAGCAUAACGAUGUACACACAAUUGUAUUUCUUCGAACGCAAGAGGAAAAAAUAAACGCGCGUCUGCGAUCUCGAAGAAGACUGCGAAACUCGCUAACCGUGUUUUACCGUUUUCGCCCUAGACGAUUCCGUGUUUGUUUAGAGAGCAGAAACUCGUGUGUUUCUAAACCCGUAGAUUCGUUAAACGCAAAUAGAACUUAGGCUCUCGAAUCUCCGUGCGAAAUCCGAAAAUGCAGGAAGAGCUCUCGGAAGUUUCGCGCACAAAAGAAAUAAUAAUAAACCAAAAAAAAAAUAUACGAUUGUUUCUCCUGAGUGUUUUUUUACAGGGAGCGAUUAUUGUGCGACGCGAUCGAAUAGGAUAAAAAAAAAAGGUGUUUAUCUGUGUCACUGUAUCGCUACUUGAAUAGGAAUCGACGCGAAAUAAAAAAGAAAAAAAUAAAUAAAGGAGUAUAGAGUAUAUAUAAAAUAGAAGAGAAACCAUCGUGGCGUUUCGUUUUCGGAAAAUUAAACGGUAAAUGUGCGGUAAAAAAUGCAUCGUAGCAAGUGCGCGACGUGUAUCUUGCAGGUAUCCUUGCGUUAGCAAUAAUUGUGUAUUAUCGGAAAAAAAAAAAAAAAA
This is a messenger RNA of Nylanderia fulva, 8899 nucleotides long. The record is from RefSeq and is a predicted model, not a curated record. NCBI's taxonomy places the organism in Eukaryota, Metazoa, Arthropoda, Insecta, Hymenoptera, Formicidae.